AUGUUUCACUUUCAGAAAUUUCGAGAAGUUUUCGCUACCCUUACCCACCGAAAGGCCGAUGCCGAGCCCACAGAACAGAAACCGAAGAACGCAGAUAAUCGCUAUAGCGAAGGGGUCUCUCCGGGUACAAAAAAACCACAUUUACCCCACAAACAUGAAAACUCCGACAACGACUACUACGGGGCCCUCUCCGAGGUAGCAGCCCCCGCGCCUGUUGAGAGACUGUCAGAAGCGGAACUGGCGCGCCAUCCUUCCUUGGAGACAGGCUACGAAAAUCCCAGGGACGAUCCAUAUGGCUCAUUGAGCGAAGUUGCAGCGCCCCAACCUGUUGAGAGGUUCUCAGAAGCGGAGAGGGCACGCCAUCCGUCCUUGGAGCAGAGCCUUUCAGGGCAUUGA
Penicillium pulvis is the source of this 396-nucleotide messenger RNA. RefSeq lists its product as uncharacterized. The transcript has a single exon. NCBI's taxonomy places the organism in Eukaryota, Fungi, Ascomycota, Eurotiomycetes, Eurotiales, Aspergillaceae. The coding region runs from base 1 to 396 and encodes 131 amino acids. The record is from RefSeq and is a predicted model, not a curated record.